Molecule: messenger RNA, 5719 nt
Organism: Carassius auratus (goldfish)
Lineage: Eukaryota; Metazoa; Chordata; Actinopteri; Cypriniformes; Cyprinidae
Exons: 10
Coding region: 3657-5708 (683 amino acids)
Source: RefSeq, a predicted model, not a curated record
UCCUAUGUAAUGCUCUGAUUAAAUAUUUUGGAUAAUUAUCCACAUACAUCUACAUUUCGCACACUCCUUGAGGUGCGGUGAGAUCCCUGAAAUUUCUAGUAUUUUAUUUCAAGGACUACAACUAUUUCUGUGAACUACAACUCCUACAUAUAAUCUCAGUUGGUGCAUGACGUCACACAGCCUGCAUCAGUUAGUGUAGUCAUAUGGCGAUCUCGCAUGAAGCCCUUCAUAUAACGGAAAAAACAAUGGUUAUCAAGGACAUGUUGACUCGAAAAUUCGCUGGGAGGAUGAAAAAAGAUACUCGCAGACCUUUACAGAUCUAAAUUCUAUUUAACACAUCAACAGUUGAACAGCAUGGAACUUACUAAUGACCCACUCUGUGAACCAUCUGCUUCUGAAGCAAAUCUCCACAAUGAGCAGCUUUCACUUUCAGACCGUCUGUCGCCUUCUGAAGCGCCAUUAGAUAGUAUUGUACAUGGAAUAGAGGUUUCAGAGGGUUCAGAACGAAACCGUGGCCUUGAGUUGAAGCUAGACCUCUAUGUCCCGGCACCACCAAUAAUAGAGCCUGUAACACCUGUAGAGGAAACAGUGGAGCAUUGUGCACUUCCUGUAGCAACAGAAGAGGAAAGCCCACAACCUGAAGCCGUUAAAGAAGGAUCAGAUAAAACUGCCAACUUUGUAGGCUUUCAUUGCAAAAAUCAGACAAGUCUUGCUGAGUCAAGUUUGAAUACUGUGAUAGAAGUGCGAUGUGAGCAGGCAUCCAAUGAAACAAGCUCAUCAGACUGUACGGCUGAAAGUUGUAUGCCCGUAGAGACCAUAAACUCAAAUGAAACACCAAAAAGUUGUGCCAAUAUUAAACCAUUAACUGGAAGUACAGUAGACAAUGCCAACAGAAUGAUCAUCCCUCCAAAGAAGGACAAAUUUAACCCUUUGAAAAUUGACAUGGCCAAAGUAAUACCUCUAACCUCGUCCCAACUCUCACUGCAGUGCCUAGAAUGUCACAUCAUCUUCAGUGACUCCAAAAGCAAAGAACGGCACCUUAAAAUGAGCCACCCUGCAGAAUAUCAGCAAUGCAUGCUGGGAGAUGCUCUCUUUACUUGCUAUGUUUGUGAUCAGCAUUUCACCACCUCCACAGAGCUCAUGGCCCAUCAACGCACACACACAGGUAAUGAGCGAUUCAAGUGCCCUUUUUGUAGUGAGGCCUUCUACAGAUCCUGUGAACUAACAAGUCACAAAAAAAAAAUUCACUUCAGCAAACAUGGAUACACCUGUGCAGAGUGUGGCAAGCCUUUCAAAACCUUUACUUUGCUCAGAUACCACCAACGGGUACACACAGAGGAAAAGCCUUUUGUUUGCAUACACAAACACUGUGGUAGAAAGUUUUCUGCAUCCAAGUCUCUUCAACACCACUUAGAAAAACAUCAGAAAGAAGAUAACCAGGAUAACCAGACAAAUGCUUCAAUCAGUUCAAAGUAAAGAGGGAUAAAGGAAAAAAUGUGAGGAAAUUCCCAUGUUCACAGUGUGCUGCAGUCUUCAAGACUUCUAAAGCACAACUUCUUCACAUCAGAAAUAAACACUCUCAAGAGUCACAAAGUAGUGCUGUGAUGGUGCCACAACUAAAGCCAACUGGACUUGCUCUGACACAGAUCGCUAAUGGACAAUCACAGACUCUCAUCAUGGAAACUGUUGGACAAACAACAGAGCGAAUGGAUAAGCUGGAUCCUGUGCAAAUAAAAAGGCUAAUUGAGAAACUUGGGAAUGUACAGAAAGUGAAUCAGUUGGUUAUAUUGCCUUUGCAGCCACACAACUUUGGGUCACCCCAUCAACAGCCAUUAAUGCAACCAUUACAUGUGAAUUUUACUAAAUCAACCAUUCAGCCAACACAAUGUAAGAAAUCUGACACAGACUCAUCAAAAACAGAGCGAAUUAACUUUCAGUUGUCUGCAGAAAUUGGAGAUUUGCAUCAAAAGGAAAAUGUUCUAUCACAAGAGGGAGCAAAUAUUUCAUCAGAAAACUCAGAGACCCUAGUAACAGCUGUUGAACUGACACAAACAGAGGUCCAAAUAGAAAUGGAUGAAAUUCACCUUGAACUUAUACCAGUACAGACUGAUACUUCGGUUUUGCUGGAUCAAACAUCUUUACAGAGUGAAAAACCACAGAAUGAUUCUGUUAAUGAGAUGGCACAAAUAGCAGAGGAACAUUUAGAGAUGUCAUGUCCUGCACAAAUGCUAAAUUCAACAGAAUUGUCAGUGGAAUCUGAGUCACUGGUGGUAAGUAAACAGUGUAAUAUAGUCAAAUUAAGUGAACCUCAAGAACUUCAAGAAGUCCAAGAUCAAAAGGACCGAUCUGAAUCAGAGAAAGAACCAUCCAUGCCAGUGGAACCACAUUCUCAGCCCAAUUCUCUCAACAGUGUGCAGAAUGACACCGUAAUUGACCUUCAACAAAGCUCUGUGCUUACACAAGACAAGACUAGAGCCAGCUUACAGGAUUUCCGUUUUGUUCAGAAGAAACUUCCAACAAAGAAAAAAAAAUCUAAGAAACAAUUGGCUGACAAAAUAGAGACUAAGGAAGCAAGUAAAGUAUGUGAUGGUCAGCUAGCCUCAACCAAGAAAGUUGAUACUUCAUCAAAAGUAAUUACUAAAAAAAGGCAAAUAGCAAAAAGCUUGUUGUCAAAUUCGGACCAAGUGAGAAGAAAAAAUCCUCUAAACCGAAGGUGGUAAUAACCUCAAAAACCAAACAAAACCAGAACCAGAAAAUUAGUGAUCAAGAUCAAAUUCCUAUAUUGUCUCAGCAUGUCAAUAAACUAGAUUUAAACCAAAAAGUGCAAAAAGAUAAAAAAGGAAAGGAGAUUGAAAGUCCUUCAGAAGCAGCAGUGAAGACAACAGCUCAAAUUACUAAUUCAUUAGACACUGUUUUGGCAGAAACAGAAGCAACAAAACAAGGGAAAUCCCAGAAGAGAAAAAUAAAUAAUCAAAACAGUUUGGACGAGAAGGCAAACUCAGUCCAGAAGGCUCACCAAAAUGAAACACUGGUACCUGUACAAAAGAAAAAGAAGCAGGGGAAGAAAUCUGAAGACAAAUGUCCCAAGAAACCCAAGGUUAGGAAGAGCCAAAGUGAUAACUUUAAGAAGAAUACCCACAAAUUACCCAAGCAUAAAGUUACAAAGGGAAAAUCUAGCCCUGAUGUUAUAGACCUGGCUCACAUAGAUAAACAAGCUUUGCUCUUAUUAAAAGGCCACAAGCAGCCUCAGCUGAAGGUGCACAAGUUGGAUGCUACUGAACUCGACAAAUCACCCACAAACAAGCGUGAUAAGGUACUGAAAAAAACAAAACAAACAGCAAUCAAAUCCUUGAAUAUAGCACACCAAAAGAAAACAAAAUCAGGUGAGAUGCCCUCUGUUGAGAACAGCCCUGGUUCUGUGUCUACAAAGCCCAAAAUUGUACGGAAACGCAAAGCUCCUACAAAGACAGACCAAGAAACUGCCUUGAGCCCCCCGUAUUCUCAACUUACCCUUGGGUGCCAGGACUGUGGAAAGACAUUCUCAGAAGUGUCUGCUUUACAGGAACACAUGGCAUCCUGGCACUCAGCUGGAAAGGUGUCCUUCCCAGAUGAAACAUUUGAUGUUGCUAAAAAACGAAUCAUAAGACCUGGUCCUAAUGAAAAAUGUAUUUCCCCUAAUGUCUUUGAAAUUCAAGUUGCAACCGAUUGGGACAUGGAGACUGAGGUGGGGGAGAUUGUGGGAGAAAGACUAUCAUUCGUUAAGUCAGUCUCCUUCUUUAACACUUGCUUCUGGUGGUGUUGAAGGAAAGGAACAAGCAGGAGUCAAAGAUUUUGAAGGAAUUGUUUCUGGACUUAAGCAGCCUCCUGAGCAGAAUCCUUUAGAAGCUUGUGAGAUUCCUUCCCAGGCUUCAACCCCAGAUAAUGUGUCAGAAAAAGCUCAGAGUAAUGGGGUCGAGUCUAUCACAGAAACAUCUUGCGCUCAACUCAAAGAUGCAGCAGAGGAAGAAAUUAAAGAAGAACUGCCUUCAGAGGUUAAUUUAGUAAUGGUUGGUGAAAACCAUGUGGAAGACAACACUCAGAUAAAUAAUGUUUCAGGUGACUCUCAAGAGCUUGAAAAUGAAGUGCACAAUCAAAGUUCUCAGUCUGCAAAAGAUAUUCUUACUGAACCAGAGAUAAAGCAAGAAGAAGAGGAGGUACUUGUACGCAGAGUUGAUGAUCAUAAAAGAGUGAUGGGAGAAAAUUCUGCAAUAAGAGGUAAGAAAGCAGUUGGAAGAAGCCAUAGCAAGAGACCAUUUGGAAGAAGAACUAGCAUAGAAAACAGAAGUAAAAAGAAAAUAGAAGGAAAUAAGGAGCCACAAGAUUGCAAGGUUCUCUAUCAUCUGUGUAUGCUUGAUACUCCGGAGGGAAAGAGCAAACAAAAUGACAAGAAUGGAGUUAAUGCCUCUGAAACUUGUCAACCAUUGUCUUCUGAGGAGGGUCCUGAGGAACAGGUUGUUUUUGAGUUGGAUUCUGUUACCACAAGUGUAAUGGAUAUUGUAAACUCUGGAGACAGUUCAUUUGAAGAAUCUAGAGAGCUGGUUCGAGACGGAAGUUCACCUGGAAUCAUACUGGAAAAAUUCUUUACUGCUCGAGAGAGAAAUAUGGAAAAUCCAAACACCCAAAAUCAGAUUAGUGUCUCAUUAAAGACCAACUCCUCAUUGGAUACCAGUAAAGUGACUUCGCCUAACACAUCAGCUGAUGUUAAAGUAGAAGAACGUUCUACAAAUUUGGCUCAAAACAGUCUGAUUUCUUCUGAGAGUGGUGCAAUGCAAGGAGUACAAAUGUUUUUUGUCAAAGCGGAAGACCACUUAACGACAAAUGAGAUGUUUCAGCCCGUGGAUCAUCAUCGCUUUACAUGUCAAGAUAAGACCACUUAUAGGAACAGAGAUGGCACCUCUUCGGACUCUCAUGUAGUAUCCCUGCAGUCCUGCAGCAAGCAAUGCAUAUUUUAUCCUGUUAAGGAGGAAGAGAGGGAACAUUUAGUUGAGCCUCCUCAAGUGGAUCAGACAUUCUUGAAUUUGGGGGAACUUGCAGGGACUUCAUCUGGAAUUGAAGAAUGUGAGGAAGUCAGGGUAGGUUCGGUACAAAUGGACAUGCAAAAUCUAUAUACAGCAUCUGAAGAGGGUGAUGUUAGUGCUGAACGGCAAAGAAUUCAAGGCUUUUUAGAAUUCCUUUCAGAGAAUUCAGACACGGAUGAUGCCGAUAAUGUCCACUCUGAACCAGAAGCUGAAACCAUUGUGAUGUCCUGUUACCAUGGUAUACAGAGUAAUGGUACAGUACAUCAAAGUGGUGUAGAGAGAUGUGGUCCAAGUGGCAGAACAAACCUGGGUGCCUCUCCAACAAGGCACACAGAACCAGAGAGGCAGCUCAACUGGAAGCCCAUUAACUACUUUAAUCAGUAUUUUAGUUUGGACACAUGGAAUGAAAUUGCUGUUUACACAAGGGAAACAUCAAAACUGCCAAACCUCAUUACAGAAAAAGAGGUUGCACAGUAUGUGGGAAUCCACAUAGCAAUGGGAACUCUGAAGUUUCCAAGCACAAAGCUCUACUGGGAAGAUUGCACACGAGUACCUCUAAUAUCCGAUGCCAUGUCGGCUUCAAAAUUCUGUGAGCUUGCUCGUAAAUUGAAGCUGGCCAGUUUCUGGCGGAGCUUCAGUCGAAACAAGUAGUGAUCAGGAGU